Scleropages formosus (Asian bonytongue) is the source of this 2206-nucleotide messenger RNA. RefSeq names its product N-acyl-phosphatidylethanolamine-hydrolyzing phospholipase D-like. NCBI's taxonomy places the organism in Eukaryota, Metazoa, Chordata, Actinopteri, Osteoglossiformes, Osteoglossidae. Gene Ontology annotation, biological process: N-acylphosphatidylethanolamine metabolic process; N-acylethanolamine metabolic process. Bases 223 to 1419 code for a protein of 398 amino acids. The record is from RefSeq and is a predicted model, not a curated record. The transcript has 5 exons. Gene Ontology annotation, cellular component: membrane-bounded organelle; cytoplasm. Gene Ontology annotation, molecular function: zinc ion binding; N-acylphosphatidylethanolamine-specific phospholipase D activity.
UGCAGACGGUGAAAUUGUGCAGAACCGCGUUGAUGCGCGUGUUCUGCGCCGACUGUCUGGUUCUUUGCGCCGAUCGCAGUGAAAUCAGCACAAACCCCCCGGGUUGCGUUUAUGCGCUUUCAACGUCACAGCAAGGUGACGUCUGCUGCGGUAACCCUCCAGUAAAACAGCACAGCUGUCCUUGCUGGUGUGGUCCAGGGCUCUAGAGCACACAGAGAGCCCAUGGAGGACAAGGUAGGGCAGGCAACCAGCCUGCAGGCGGAUGGAGGCGCGGAGGCUGGGGCGAAGCCCAGGGAUGGCCCCGAGGAGGGACCCAGGAAAUGCAGCUCCUCUCGCUCCUCACGCAAGAGCUUCCGCUUAGAUCACCGGCUAGAGGAGGACGUCACGAGAUCCAGGAGGAACCUGCACGGGCGCUUCGUCAACCCAUGGCCCACGUGGACAACGCCCUCUUUCUGUGCAUUCCUCAAGUUCCUGAUGUUGGAGAAGAACAACAGUAAAGUCCCCAGCUCUAAAGAGGUGUUGGACCAGGAGCUGCCGGUUCUGGAGCCUUAUUUCAUCCAAAAACCCCAGGAGGUGGGACAGACCGGCACUGGGCUCAGGGUGACUUGGCUGGGCCAUGCUUCCGUGCUGGUAGAAAUGGACGACCUGGUGGUGCUGACCGACCCGGUGUUCAGCCAGCGGGCGUCGCCGGUGCAGUUUGCAGGACCCAAGCGGUUCCGGGGUCCACCGUGCUCCGUGGCCCAGCUGCCAAAAGUGCACGCUGUGCUCAUCAGCCACACGCACUACGACCACCUGGACGCCAAGUCGGUGACUGCCCUAAACGUGCGCUUCGGCGGUGAGCUGCGCUGGUUUGUGCCGCUGGGCCUCCUGGACUGGAUGCAGCGUUUCGGCUGCGAGAACGUCAUCGAGCUGGACUGGUGGGAGGAGAACUGCGUCCCGGGCCACGACGAGGUCACCUUCGUCUUCACGCCCUGCCAGCACUGGUGCAAGCGCACGCCACUGGACGACAACCGAGUGCUGUGGGGUAGUUGGGCUGUCUUGGGCCCCAGCAACCGCUUCUUCUUCGCCGGAGACACCGGCUACUGCGCCGCCUUCCAGGAGAUCGGCAAGCGCUUCGGGCCCUUCGACCUGGCUGCGGUGCCUAUCGGAGCGUAUCUUCCCAGGGACUUUUUGAAGCCCCAGCACGUGGACCCAGAGGAGGCUGUGCAGAUCCACCUGGAUGUUCGGGCCAGGCGUUCGAUCGGAAUCCACUGGGGCACUUUUGCUUUGGCUCAUGAGUACUACUUGGAACCUCCUGUGAAACUCAGAGAGGCUGCAGAAAGGAGCGGAUUGAAGGAGGACGACUUCUUUGUUCUAAAUCAUGGAGAAUCGAGACUUCUGAACUCAGAAGAUGAGGAUGUGUUUGAGGGUUCGGACUAGGAAGUUUUUUUUUUUUUUUUUUUACAUUUCCACAUUUUUGGAGCGGAAUGUUUUAUAUACCAGAUUUUUGCUGUAUAAUGUGUUUUUGAUUUCUAAGCUCUAUUCAACGUACCGUACAGAAGCGUAGUAAAUGGGCUUUAAGCCUGAGCAUUCCUGUUAGCAAUGGCAAUACAUUGUUCAUCUGGUAACUCCGUGCUUUUCAACAGUGCAGCUUUGCAUAUGGUAUUACACCAGUUGCCUUUGUGGGCUUUGACCUUUCAGCACUCUGAUCAGGUUAGCUUAAACGUUAUACCCCCGAUAUCCUUCCUCUAUUAAAACUAUAAUACCCACGUGCAUAUCUACAUCUGUGCUCUAUAAGUCACAGCUGAGCUUCUCAUUAUCCCGAAUCAAAUAUCUUCCUAACAAGCAUGAGUUUUACCAGGCACCGCUUAACCUUUAAGAGCUUCGGGUUUUAUUCAUUAGUACUGUUUAAUUAUGCAGCAGUUCAAAAAUAUGGCUUUUGUGCAGAAGUGCUAACAUGUUUGGUCUUGACGCUGGCUACCUUGGUAGGGCCUGACUUUGAAUAUUCAUUGAGCGUGCAAUACAUUGAAGUUUAAUAAUGUUCCAGAAUGUAACUGCACAGUACCUUGGUUUGUACAUGCACAAGAGAUGUGAGAAACUAUUCUUAAAUCUCUCACAUUGCCGUAAGCCUUAUGAGAGCACAGCUGAAUGCAGUUAACCAGUGAAAAAUCCAAGGACCGUACACCCUUUUACACUUUACUGUGCAUUUAAUUUUUCUUAUGAUUGG